Molecule: messenger RNA, 2814 nt
Organism: Copidosoma floridanum
Lineage: Eukaryota; Metazoa; Arthropoda; Insecta; Hymenoptera; Encyrtidae
Biological process (GO): regulation of transcription by RNA polymerase II
Cellular component (GO): transcription regulator complex; chromatin; PcG protein complex
Molecular function (GO): RNA polymerase II cis-regulatory region sequence-specific DNA binding; DNA-binding transcription factor activity, RNA polymerase II-specific
Source: RefSeq, a predicted model, not a curated record
ACAGCGGUAGCUGCGCUGGCGUUGGCAACGGCGGUAGCUCAGCCCUGUGAGAACGAGUAGCAGCAGGAGGUGGAGGCAGCAGCAUCAUUAGAAGCAGUAGGGAACGAGAGAGACAGAACUAUUCACGUCAGCAGCACGCGAUGAGUAGCACAAAACAUUUAGUCAGCAAAAAGUAGCCAAGGAGCACAGACGACAGUGGUUAUCAAUAAGGACGAAGUUGUGAUCCCUUUUUAUUUCCCCUUGUUUCAAAGUGUACAUUAGUAUUAUGUCUUCAAAAGGGGUAAAAAAAUGAUUAACAGUUUUAACUAUCAAACCCGUAAGACUGUGCAAACAAAAUCACAUCGAUGGAGCAGCUUCCACUGAAACAGCAGCAGCCAGCCCAUUAUCAGUAACAGAAACGGAACGGUAGUAACAGCAGCCACAAUUGCUGCAACGGCAGUAACAAGGACAGCGGUGGCAGUGUCAGUGGCAGUAUUAUCCAUUACGGGUGACCUUUACCAGGCUUGGUCACGUGUGCCGGCACACGUGCGCUGCAACCAAGCUGGGUUGAUCAUCCUCAGAUAUGUUACAUUGACCAGGGCAGGCUUCAAGCCUAGCAGGAGUGGUAGAAGCAGCAGAAAUAGUCAGCAGUCAGAGCAAAAAUAUAAUUAACAUCGGCAAAGAGUGCCGGGCCCGGCGCCAACGGCUUCAAGCUGGUGUACACGAGCCUUGGGAUUGGCGCGAAGAUGGAGGUACGCGCCAUGGAAUACCGGCCUGUCGUGCCAACGGGUGUUGUUCCAGUCAAUAUCCCAGAGUAUCAUGCAGCCAUCCCUGAUCUUAGUCCACCACGAAGCCAGGGCUCUUCGACAGGUGGUGCAUCGUCACUUGGUGACUACGCACCUCGCAUGUAUACACCACCCACACCACCUACUCCACACGAGGAUGAGAAGGUAUUUGGGAGCAAGGCAGAUCUGCAACUACACACGCAGAUACAUAUGCGUGAAGCCAAACCGUAUAAGUGUACUCAGUGUUCAAAAGCGUUUGCCAAUUCGUCUUACCUAUCUCAGCAUACGCGCAUUCAUCUUGGCAUCAAACCCUACCGAUGUGAGAUCUGCCAGCGAAAGUUUACACAGCUGAGCCACUUGCAGCAACACAUCCGUACACACACGGGUGAUAAGCCGUAUAAGUGUCGGCACCCUGGCUGCACAAAAGCCUUUAGCCAGUUAAGUAAUCUGCAGAGCCAUUCUCGUUGUCACCAGACAGAUAAGCCUUACAAAUGCAACUCCUGCUACAAGUGCUUCUCAGAUGAGCCGAGUCUUCUCGAGCACAUACCAAAACAUAAGGAGUCCAAGCACUUAAAAACUCAUAUUUGUCAGUACUGUGGUAAAAGCUAUACCCAAGAGACUUACCUUGCAAAGCAUAUGCAGAAACAUGCAGAGCGUACGGACAAACGACCACCAAUAAUUGGCUCGGGUUUAAGGCCAGCUUCAAUACACGCAAUGGCUACCGUAGCAGCACACCAUCAAGUGGCAGCUGCUGCGGUUGCAGCUGCAGCAGCAGUAGACCACUAUUGGCCAAAAGUCAGCCCCGACUCUGUCAUGGCUGCUGCAGCCGUAGCUGAGCAGCUUCAUGAGCGGUUACAACCACCACCACCACCACCACCACCACCACCACCACCACCACCACCACCACUACUAUCAUCAUCGUCAUCGCUAUCGACAUCGUCAGCACUACCUCACCACCCCCACCACCACCAUCACCACCACCAGCAACAGCAACAACAGCAACACCACCAUUCUCACCAUCAACAGCAGCAACCUCAACAUCAUCAGCAGCAGCAUCAGCAGCAUCAGCAUACCAAUGAUUACCACCAUCAUCAAUCACCAGGUACCAGUAGCAGUAAUACUGGUGGUGAAAUGCUGCUUCCCCCGCCACUACCUCCACCAUCACAUCAGCACGUUCAGCGAGACGUUCUUGAAGCUAUUGACUCACGCCAACAGAACCUUCAAUCUCAACAGUCAGACCAUCACCCUAAUAACAGCAGCUCAGCUUUUACACCGAUCUCAUCUAUCUCUAUUAAUUCGAUAUCUUCGAUGCAGCAUCCACUUAAUCCUUUAAACCAUUUGCACUAUCCAGCAAGCCAUCACUCAACAGCCUCGCGACCGUACCUCUAUGAGGCUUUUGGAUCGCAGAAGAACUUAUCAAGUGGGCCUUCUGGAGUGGCAAGUGGAUCAGCUGGAUCUGUUAACCAAAGUGCUACCAGCUCUUUUCCUAACCACUUGAUAAGCUUGCACCAAAUCCGCAACUAUGCCCACCAGCCCAACCUUGGAAAUUUAAGCAACCUUGGAAACCUAGGAAACUUGAGUAAUCUUGGCAACCUUGGUAACCUGAGUUCAAGCCUGGAGGGUCAUGCUCUCCUCAGCGGGAUUAAGGAGAAGCAUACGUUGCAGCAAUAUUCAAUUGUGAUCAAGGGUCGAGACUUAUUCUCUACGCUGAACUAGAUGAUCAAAUGGCCCUUUUUAAAAUAUAAUUAAUGUUUAUUUUUUCUAAAGUAGCAAGUAUGCAUUGUUUAUAGAAAUUUAAUUCUACGCACAUCAUUAUUACAGUUGUUGUUUUUGAAUACAAAUUAACUGUUUUCUUUUACAGUUAGACCAUUGUAUGUAGUAAUAUUAUCAUUUAUAUUGUCAUUAUAAUAAUUAUAAUUAUUAUUGUUAUUUCUAUUAAUCUCAAUGCCUUCUCUUUUAAUAUCUUAAGAACAAUAUGUUAAGUUGUUUAUCGUACAUUGUUUAUGAUUAUGGAAGUCAGUACAGUUAAGGUGAUAGCAUAGUAUAUUUU